Chlamydomonas reinhardtii is the source of this 1532-nucleotide messenger RNA. RefSeq lists its product as uncharacterized. NCBI's taxonomy places the organism in Eukaryota, Viridiplantae, Chlorophyta, Chlorophyceae, Chlamydomonadales, Chlamydomonadaceae. Gene Ontology annotation, molecular function: adenylylsulfate kinase activity; ATP binding. The coding region runs from base 136 to 792 and encodes 218 amino acids. The transcript has a single exon. The record is from RefSeq and is a predicted model, not a curated record. Gene Ontology annotation, biological process: sulfate assimilation.
CUCCGCGCCAGCCCAUACCAUAUACCAUUUAUAGCGUCAUACAACACCAUGCAGUCAGCUCCUUCGCUGCUAUCGCGCUUUGGCUGCCUCGUGCGUCCCGCCAAUUUCGCUGCGGCCUCUGUGGCCUCACGAGCUAUGAGCACUGCUUAUGACGUAGGAUCCUCUACCAACAUUAAGUGGCACGAGGGCGCUGUCCCCACGGAAAAUAAGGAGGCGAUUAUGCAACAGAAGGGAUGCGUCGUUUGGUUCACCGGCCUGAGCGGGUCUGGCAAGAGCACCGUCGCCUGCACGCUGGAGCACGCUCUUGCGGAGUCUGGCAAAGUUACCGCUCUGCUGGACGGCGACAACAUUCGGCACGGCCUGAACAGCAACCUCGGAUUCUCUGCGACCGAUCGCGAGGAGAACAUCCGCCGCAUUGGCGAGGUCUCCAAGCUGUUCGCUGACACGGGUAUUGUCACUCUGGUCAGCUUCAUCUCGCCCUACCGCCGGGACCGCGACCGUGUCCGGUCUCGCGUGCCGGAGGGUCGUUUCAUCGAGGUGUUCAUGAAGGUCCCCAUCUCUAUCUGCGAGGAGCGUGACCCCAAGGGCCUCUACAAGAAGGCCCGCGCCGGCCAGCUCAAAGGCUUCACCGGCAUUGACGAUCCCUACGAGGAGCCCCUGAACGCGGAGGUGGUGCUGGAGGCGGAGACGGCGGACGGCAAGCGCAUCUCGCCCCAGGACCAGGCGCGCACGCUGCUCGAGUACCUGCACAGCAAGGGCUUCCUGACCGGUCCUUCCACCCCACCCAAGUAAAGCGGUAGGCAAGUGGACGUGCUGCGUUGUGGCGACGAUGAUGCGUAGGCGUGCGGCGUAGCCACGUGCUGGCUGUUUGGUGGUGAUGGGGGCUGGACAUAGUGGGCAGGGGGCUAGCAGGGCGGAUACGGCAGCGGAUGCUGUCCUUAUAGUCGGUGCUUUAGGGCAUGAUGCCGAUAGUGACCUGUAUACUCUUUGCUCUUUCGCGAGCUUGAUAUUGACGGUAGGACCCUAAAUGUUGUUGUGGCGCCAGGACACGGUGCGUCUUCAUGACUGUUUUCCUGACCAUGAUUUAUUAAUAGCUCGGACAACAACGUGACGCUUGGGUAGCGUUUGCAAAACCAGGAGAACUUGGAAUGCCGGGUCGACACAAGCAUUGCGCAACCCUCGAGUGGCUGAUGUGAGAUGUACGCAUGUGCAUGAAGUGAAUGCCUGCAGCAGUGUAAGAGCAAUGCUUCUCUAUGCAUUGCGUCCUCUGAGGCAGGAGCUACUGCAUUUGGGUGUAGGGGAUUAGCCCUAGGCAGUGGUCCGCGUAGGGACAUCGGGCAGGGAGUCGGGCCGGUGGGGAGGCACGCACACCGUGUCACCCCGGUGCGGCAGCAAAACGGGUUUGGUGUCAGCAAGUACAGGGUAUCUACAGGUAACUAAUGCCGUUACUUGGCAGCUGCAGCAGGCAGCAGGCCGGGCCCUGCGACGAGCGUUGUUCGGGCAUUUUGCAAGAUGUGGAACGGAUGAGCAUC